Messenger RNA from Metarhizium album ARSEF 1941, 675 nucleotides. RefSeq lists its product as uncharacterized. The transcript has a single exon. Bases 1 to 675 code for a protein of 224 amino acids. The record is from RefSeq and is a predicted model, not a curated record. NCBI's taxonomy places the organism in Eukaryota, Fungi, Ascomycota, Sordariomycetes, Hypocreales, Clavicipitaceae.
AUGGCUGCUCUAACCCCGGCAGACCAAGGUCUCCAAGAACGCAUCCUCAGCCACAUGAACACCUCUCACACUCGCGAGCUCACGCAUUACCUCCGCCAUUACUGCGGCCUCACCCCAAGCCAAGCCCGGGGAGCGUCCCUGCGAGACGUCACACUCCAGGGCAUGCGCAUCCGUGCCGGCGGCGCCGACUACGUCGUCCAUUUUAAACCCGCUCUGCAAUCAUGGAGUGACGUGCGCCCCCGGAUUAUUGAAAUGGACGCCAUUGCCCGCGAGAGCCUGGGCAUCAGCGGCAUUUACAUGGCUCGAUACCACGCUCCUGGUUUCGGAGAUGCCAUUGUCCUUGCCACAGUCGUCUUCUACUUCGCCUCCUUCCUCGCCUUGCCGUGGAUUGUGCCCGGGUCUCUCGUUUGGGAUAUCCUCGCUGCCUAUUUCCCCGGUGGACCGGAGACGUUCGCUUGGGCCGUCAAGCUCAUUUUCUACCCCGUACUCGCCAUCCAUUUGCUCGAACCCAUCGUGCUGGACGUGACGAGGCUCCAGAAGCAUGGCGUGGACAGGUGGUCUGGCCUGUGGUGGAUGUGGAUGGUGAGCUGUUUCUUUGAGGGUCUCCUGGUGUUCAGGAGGUUUGACCGCGCCAUUGCCGAGAAGAGAGCCGAGAAGGAGGCGAAGAAGCAGUAG